GAGCGGGAUUUCAGGAGCGCGGCGCCGCAGCCGGGAGCCGGCGGGCCCGAGAGUGACCGAGUCACGGCGGCGCCGGCGGAGCCGCGGCGUCGGACCCGCCUCCUGGAGGAGCUCAGCCCCGGCCAGGCCCGGCCCCCGUCCCGCCCCGCGCCGCCUCCCCGCCGCCGCCGCCGCCGCCGCCGCGGGAGCGCUCUCCUGCCCACCCCGCCCCCGCGGCCGAGCCCGGGAGUCGAGUGGGAUCGGCCGGACGGCGCGGGCAGCGCCGGGACCCCGCGGGGGACACUGCAGCCGGAGCCCGGGAGGGGCCGCGCCGCCGCCGUCUGAACUAGGAUGUCCCGACAUGAAGGUGUCAGCUGUGAUGCAUGUUUAAAAGGAAAUUUCCGAGGUCGCAGAUAUAAGUGUUUAAUUUGCUACGAUUACGAUCUUUGUGCAUCUUGUUAUGAAAGUGGUGCAACAACGACAAGGCAUACAACUGACCACCCAAUGCAGUGUAUAUUAACAAGGGUAGAUUUCGAUUUGUACUAUGGUGGGGAAGCUUUCUCAGUAGAGCAGCCACAGUCUUUUACUUGUCCCUAUUGUGGAAAAAUGGGCUAUACGGAGACAUCUCUUCAAGAACAUGUUACGUCUGAACACGCAGAAACGUCAACAGAAGUGAUUUGUCCUAUAUGUGCAGCAUUACCUGGAGGUGAUCCUAAUCAUGUCACGGAUGACUUUGCAGCUCAUCUUACACUUGAACACAGAGCCCCUAGAGAUUUAGAUGAAUCGAGUGGCGUUCGACAUGUACGUAGAAUGUUUCACCCUGGCCGGGGAUUAGGAGGUCCUCGUGCUCGUAGAUCAAACAUGCACUUUACUAGCAGUUCUACUGGUGGACUUUCUUCUUCUCAGAGUUCAUAUUCUCCAAGCAAUAGGGAAGCCAUGGAUCCCAUAGCUGAGCUUUUAUCUCAGUUAUCAGGAGUGAGACGUUCUGCGGGAGGACAGCUUAAUUCUUCUGGCCCUUCCGCUUCUCAGUUACAACAACUGCAGAUGCAGCUGCAGCUGGAACGGCAGCAUGCCCAGGCAGCCCGGCAGCAACUGGAGACCGCACGCAACGCGAGCCGGCGCACUAACACGGGCAGCGUCACCACUACAGUCACGCAGUCCACAGCAACAACCAACACCGCAAGCACGGAGAGUAACCAGCAAACUGUCCAGAAUUCCCAGUUUCUUUUAACAAGGUUGAACGAUCCUAAAAUGUCCGAAACAGAGCGCCAGUCCCUGGAAAGCGAGCGUGCAGACCGCAGCCUGUUUGUCCAGGAGCUCCUUCUGUCCACUCUGGUGCGCGAGGAGAGCUCCUCCUCGGACGAGGAUGACCGGGGCGAGAUGGCUGAUUUUGGUGCUAUGGGCUGUGUAGAUAUUAUGCCUUUAGAUGUUGCUUUAGAAAACCUAAAUUUAAAAGAGAGUAAUAAAGGAAAUGAGCCUCCACCACCUCCUCUUUGAUGACAUCCCAAUUCGCAGACAAUGUCCUCUGUGCUGUAUUUGCCAAUGAAAGUGGACAACAACUAUCUUGGGUUUGUUUGGUGAUUGUAAUUUCAGGUCUGUCAAUCUUGUUACAUUGUGUACAUUCAAAAGGAAGAGAGAAAAUAUAUAUGAUAAUCAUUUCCACAUAACUAAUUUUUACUUCUAGCAGGUAAAUGUAGGUAGCAGUGCAGGGGUGAUCUCUGCUUCCUGUACCUUGACAUGCAAAAGGCUCUUCUAAUACUCCACAUUCAAACUGAAGAGGAAAAUUGAAAUCUCUAAUGAAGCUGCUGUGUGUAUUUAUGAAUAUUAAUGAAUAAAAACUGCUUGGAUGGUUUACCUUAACUACUGCAUGAGGUUUUUUGCAGCGUGCAUGAGUUUUAGUGACCUUGUUAUUUAAAAAAUUAAAUACAAGGAGUAAAACUUAAACAAAAAUAAAAGCCCAAAGCUUUCCCAAACAUUAUUCAAUGGUUACGCGGCAAAAGAGUUACCUGAUGAAGUAGCUUUUGAAUAAUGUCUGCCCGAAUCACCUUUCUUUGUGUGCCUCCUACGCAUAGAGCCGGCUCUGCAGUGGAAUCUGAGGGUUGUAGCAGGUGUCGCGCUCCGCCCUGUGUGACUGUCCUGUCGCCCUGUUAAUGAUCUUACCCACGUGGAGCUCAGCCUGUCUCGUUAACUCAUCUAUAGAAGACACACCAGUAAAGCUACUGUCGGAAUCUGCUGCAGGGUGCUUGUGUGCCCUGAAAACAAAUCCUGUUCAUAGUUGUUUUGAGUUUUUACUUUUUGUGGUUGUUUAAAUUUUUUUCAAUUGUUAAAUGUUUUAUUUGGGUGUAGAUGAAUUUCAUUUAUUCACUGUUCAACAAAAUUAACCUGAAUUAUGUUGUCUUUGUUCUUGAAAAUCUCACAUUCUCAAUCAUAUUUUGUGUUAUUUAUGUAUGUGCUUCAUGGUUUGCUGAGACAGAUCAGUAUCAGGGGAGCUUUGAGGGUUUGCCUUCCCAGAUUUUGUCGAUACAUUACAACCAAAUUCUUGAUGCUAACUUCAGCACCUUUUAUUUAUUGGGUUUUCUCUGGCAUAAAAAGUAAAGCCUUUUAAUUGAAUCAUGCCACCUAUAUGCCUAUAUUAUUAAUCCUAUGUGUAAAAAAAUGUACAGCUUUUUGGGUUUGUUUUGGGGUUUAGAUGGGCCGGGAUAUUUUUUUAUUUUCUGUUGCAGUUUUUGUGCGUAGACUUUCACAAUAGCUCCAAGGCAGGGACAGCGGAUUUGGGGUUCGGGGGGCAGUUUUUGGAAUGUAAAUUUAGGACUUUUAAAAAAAGGUGCGCACAGCUUCUGAUAAAUUUAUAACUAGACUUAAUCUAAUCAUGUCUCGUUCCAGUUCUCAGUUCUCUGAGCCCUUUUCUCAGUCUCCUUUCCCUCAGCCCUUUUUCUUUCUCGUGUGCGUUUCUCCGUUUCUGCAACAUGACAAGCAUACAGACGCGAGCACCGUCCGGUGUUCUUCCGAGAACUGUGAAGUCCAUGCUCAUCCAAAUGUAACCAAAAAGGAACUCACCCCACAUGUCUAAAAAACUGUUGCUUCUCCUCUGCAACUUAAGACUCCAUCAGUUUCCAGCUAUAAUAGCUUUGUUUUCUUUAAUUUCUGUGACAGAAAAUGUUUCAAGGAGAAUUUUACACCAGGCUUCUAGUUCUACUAGAAGUCAAGUCCAGGAGUGAUUUCUUUUUCUCAAUUGGUUGUUGAAACGUUUCAAAAACCAGUUUUCAAGCUGUGGUCUUUUCAAACACAUCUUCUGCACAUAAGUCACACAUUUCAAUAAAGCAUUUUCAAGACUGUUGACCACUUGAAUUUCUUUGCUGUUGAUGAAUUAGCCUAACCAUUACUCAGAGAUUUUAUAUCUCUAAUCCAGUAAUUUUUUUUUCUUUUCAUGCUAAAAGGUCCUGGUUUUGUGUGAAUGCACUACUUUGGAUAUGAGAAAUAGAAAUUGCCAAUUAUAUGCUUUCCCUUUUCUGCACAAAUGAUGGGAAAAUGUAAGAUCCUUUUUUUUUUUAACGUGGUUUGAGGCAACUGUAAUUUCAUUAGGGCAGUUUAAUUUAGGUGAUGAAUUUAACACUUCAGAAGACUUCAAGUUUCGUAAGCUUCCAUCUCAUGUCGAAUACUGUUAUUAUUUUCUACCAGCUAUUUUACAGAUACCUCACCUCAUCCUGUAUGUAAUCAAUAAUGAUGUAUUAUCUUAGGACAGAAAGACAGACUAUCAAUAUAAAAAAUAUAUUUUAA
This is a messenger RNA of Phyllostomus discolor (pale spear-nosed bat), 3756 nucleotides long. RefSeq names its product potassium channel modulatory factor 1 (gene KCMF1). The transcript has 7 exons. The record is from RefSeq and is a predicted model, not a curated record. NCBI's taxonomy places the organism in Eukaryota, Metazoa, Chordata, Mammalia, Chiroptera, Phyllostomidae. Gene Ontology annotation, molecular function: zinc ion binding. Gene Ontology annotation, cellular component: plasma membrane. Gene Ontology annotation, biological process: synaptic signaling. The coding region runs from base 331 to 1476 and encodes 381 amino acids.